This is a messenger RNA of Diversispora eburnea, 2112 nucleotides long. Lineage: Eukaryota; Fungi; Glomeromycota; Glomeromycetes; Diversisporales; Diversisporaceae. The record is from the annotation of a GenBank genome assembly.
AUGGCGAGACCUAGACCUUCAAGAAUGCGUUCAGACUGGACAAUUGAUACUAUCACUGUUGAUCCCCUACCCUCGAAUGAGGUUCCCGAAGAGGAGUUUGAUAACGAAUUGACUUUGACGAGUGACGAUAUUCUUAAAGUUCAAAAGUCACCGGGAUUUUAUUUAAAUUUUUCCGAUGAACUUAAUAAUCAUAAACAAGAUAUUAAGGAAAAAGCAACUUGGGCUAUGGCAAAGCAAGUACUCAAAGCAGCUUUUGCUUAUUGGCUUGCUUUUCUCGUAGACCUGAUCGUACCGAUAAUGCACACAGUAGGCUCAAGUACUUUUCUGGCCAUUGUAAUGGUUUGUUAUUUUCAACCUUCGAGAACAUUUGGUGCAUUGUCAGAAAGUGCAGCUUGGGGAAUUGUUGGUGCUGUUAUGGCAUCACUUUGGUCAUUGAUUGGAAUCGUUAUAUCUAAUAUCUUACGUGAAGACGAGGUAUAUUAUACUCCUUCUACAAUAAUGAAUUUAAUUUUCUUGGCUAUUGGAACAUUUAUUUUAUCUUAUGAUAAAAUAAAAUGGCCACCUAUGCGUUUUGGUUCUAUAAAUGCUAUUAUUAUUAUGAGUUUUAGUUUAACCCAAUCUUAUAUUAGGCCACAUACCGAAUUUAAUAUUUUGAAAUCUUUACUAAUACCAAUGAUAAUAGGUCCUACUUGUUCCGUUAUUGCUAAUUUAUUAUUAUGGCCAGAAAAUGCUACCACAAAUUAUAUUCCUUAUAUGCAUGAAACACUUCAAAGUUUUAUAGAUUUACUUGAUCAAGAAACUCAUUUUUUUCUUCGUGACGCAUAUAAUAGAAAUACUAUAUCUCAAUUAAAUAGAGCUGUUCAAGAUAAUCUUCAAAAUCUUGAUAAUGCAAAGAGGGAAGCACAACAUGAAAUAUCAUUUUCAAAGAUUGGACCAGAAGAUUUAAUUGAAAUUAAUAGAUUAAUGAAAACUAUGUAUAUGACAUUAGGUGGAUUAGCUUUAAGUGGUGUAAUUGAAGAAGAACUUAUGAAAGAUGGUCAAGAAGGUACAAUAGAAAUUAGAAUAGAAGAUAAUAAUGAAUGUGAAUCAAUUUUUGAUCAAGCUUAUAGUUUUGAUGAUGAUAAAUCAUCACCACAUUCUCCCACAAAUACUAUUGGUACCUUGGGAAAAGAGGAAGAUUUAACAAAAUUAUUAUAUAUUCUUCGACCUAUUUGUACAGAACUUUCUGAAGCAUGUCAAUUAUGUUUGGCAGAUUGUAUUUCACGUGUUGAUCAUUUUCAACAUAAUUGUUGUGAUCCAUGGUAUAAAAAAUGGUGGCCAUUUUAUCGUAAAUCAACUUCACAUCAUUAUCAAAAUGUUGUGGAAGAUCCGUUACAACUUUUACAACUUGCUAUGGUUAAAUUUAAUGAUGCACGUCAAGAAGGUUUAAAUUAUCUUUUCGAGAAUCAAGAAACAAUUAGUCCUUCUCCACAAAGAAUUUUUUUAUUAUUAUUACUAUUUGAAAAUAAUCUUAAAGUUUUUUCUGAAAAUUUGGGUUUCUUGGUUGGAUUAAUUAAAAUUUUAGAAACCAAAAGAUUAUCUAAAAGAUUAUGGAUGCCUUCAAUUCCAUUUUUAAAACGUAUAAAAAAUAUUGGAGAAAGUGAUGAAGAUGGGUGGAAAGUUGUUGAACCUCAAAAUGAGGAAGCAGAAGAAGAUGAUUUAUUUGGUUCAAAUUAUUGUGAUCCUGAUGUGACACCACCUGUCACAACUAGUCAAAAAUUUUGGUAUCAAUUAUGGAAAAUAAGAAAUUGGUUUAAUAGUAAAUAUGCAAGAUUUGCAUUUAAGAAUUCUUUAGUAGUAACUUGUUUAAGUAUACCAGCAUUCUUACCUCAUACUUCAGAAUUGUUUGAUAAUUAUCGUGGUCAGUGGGCACUCAUUAGUGCGGUUUUAUCAUUCUCACCAACGACUGGUGGCGCAGUACUUCAAUUUUUUGGUCGUUUAAUUGGUUCGGGAGUUGGAGCUUUAAUGGCAAUAAUUUCUUGGGAAAUUACCCGCGGAAAUGCUUCUAAUGGACUUGGAAAUCCUACAACUACAGUAUUCACAAUUGCUGCAAUGGUUAGAAUUACUUUAUAA